Molecule: messenger RNA, 4300 nt
Organism: Drosophila hydei
Lineage: Eukaryota; Metazoa; Arthropoda; Insecta; Diptera; Drosophilidae
Product: homeotic protein female sterile
Exons: 7
Coding region: 447-4142 (1231 amino acids)
Source: RefSeq, a predicted model, not a curated record
UUUCAGUGCCAACUUACGCCAAAAUGCAAAAAGUUACGCAUACGCUGCGUUAGCCCAAAAGCCAACUUGUUGGGCGAGUGUGUGUGUGUGCGUGUUGUAAGUGUAAACGCGCUUGCCACUUGCCACUUGCCACACUUAAUGGCUUUGACAUUGACAACGUGCCUGUGCUCGAUCUUCAGCUGAAUAAAAAUAUUAAAUAGAAGCAGAAGAAGAAGAAGAAAAUUUGUUGCAAGUGGUAACAGCGCCGCACUCAGUGAAAGUAAAAGAAAAAUUCUAAAUACAAAAAAUAUAAACAGGAAACUUUUCACUCAGUCGACUUAAAGUUAAAGUCCUUUUCGGACUGCAUUUUGAGAGUCUGGAGUCGAGGCGCAGCAUGCGGCUGACCAUAGACACGGCUCGGCGCAAGGAGCUGUUCAAGUUGUGAGCGCAAUGUCCACUCGGCUGACAUGUCCCACAUGGAACGGAACACGCCCACUUUGGAGGCAACGGCCACGCCAACGCCCACACAUCGGCUGCAGCGACCGCCGGAUGUGGAGGCGGCGCUCUCAUCAAUGCUAUGGACGCCCUACGAGCGGGCAGCCAGCUCCACGUCGGAGGAGGAUGACGAGGGGGCGGCGGCGGACGACGACGAUGAGCGCCUUAAUCGCAAGUUGCGCAAGUCCCACAGCAGCUACGAGACGAGAAGCCACCUAACAGCAAUUGCCAUUGCUCCACCUGCUGCACCACCUGUAGCCGCUGCUCCUCCCGUGCCUUUUUCCACUUUCAAUAAGACGAGCCAUCGCAAUCGCUACUCAUAUCCUAGCUAUUAUGGCAGUCCAGCGCAUACGCUCAUCCAAUGGUGUUCCUCGACGGCAACCACGAUCAAGGAGCCGCCCUCUUAUGAUUCCCUCUACCAGCCGGGCGUGUCCGGCGUGGGCGUGGCCAGGGCUAGCCUGGCAGCCGUCGUCCAUCUGCCGACAAACUACAGUCUACAAUGUGAUAGAUCGCAACGAUCCCUAGCAAAAGAAAUCCAAGAAGAUGCGAAUGAAGAUGACGUCGAAGACGAUGAAGAUCGAUCAAAGAAACUAACGGCAAAUGUUCCAGCUGAGCGCCUGGUGCGCUCUUUCACGGACGACUAUAUAUCGCAGAACUGCGCAUUAUUCGCGCCUGCGAUAAACGACACAGAAACUGAAACAGCAAUAACGGCAAUGAGUCAAAAGAAAAUGCGAACAACAGCGACGAAUGCAAGAUCACAACAAAGUGCAGAAAAUCAAAGCGACAGCAAAGCGAAUUGCAUUAUCAAUGAAAACGGCGACAAAGCAGACAACGGCGACGACAAAGGCGAUGAGCGAGAAAUGGCAACGGCAGUAGAAAGAGUAGACGAGGAAACAGGCACAGUUGCAGUCGGCGAAGUUGAAGUCGACGUCGACGUAGCAGUCGGAGUGCAGGUCAAUCAACCUGUUUCCUGUGCAGCAGCAACCCAACGCAGUCGCGACCACAACCGCAGUCGCAGUCGUAGUCGCAGUCGCUGCCAAAGAGAGCACGCAACAGCAGCUGAGAGAGCGACGACAGUAGCAGCGACGUCGGCAGCGUUGCUCUCUUCCAGUGGCUGCUCAAGCCAGUUUCGUUCGGCAGCGACGAUCAGUCUCUCGAGUACGUUCGGCGCGUGCGCGACAGAAGUGCAGAGUAGCGUCAAUUAUUAUACUAACAAAAAUCACAGCAGCUACAACAACAGCAACAACAUUCAAAAGUUGUCGUCGUGGUUGUCGAGGGGGCGCAACAACAACAACAAUAACAACAGAAACAGCAGCAAUUCGAGCUGCGACGCACUGCGCCCCAACAAAUGUUUGGCAGAACUCGAACGUUUGUAUGCCGAAUUUCGUGCAAGUGAAAGUUUAUUUGAGCAUCGUCUCAACGAUACCGAUACCGAUAACGAUAACGAUAACACAAGAGCUAUCGCUAGCGAGACGAUGCGUUUGAAUGUGGCUGCAGAGCCGCCAACAGCAACGGCAGCAACGCAAACAGCAACAGUUGCUGCCAGCAGCAGCAGCAGCAGCAGCAUUUUUCUUAGCAAUAACAGCAACAGCAACAGCAAUGCCAAAGGCAUUUGCAAUAUUGCAAUACUGCCAACUGCUAGCAAAUUCUGUCAGCAACAGCCAAGUCUCACAAUACAGGUGAACAACAACAACAGCAGCAACAACAACAAUCAGCAGAUAGCGACUGCGACAGCAGCAACAUCGACUGCAGAGUCUAGCAGCAACAACAACAAUAAUGUUGUUUGUGUUGUCAAUUGCAAUUAUAGCAGCGGCAGUAGCAGCAGCAGCAGCAGCAACAACAACAACAACAACAACAACAGCAUUGUUGCCAUCAAUAAUAAUUGUGUGCCAGCAACCAAAAAAGUGUUUAGUGCAAGUGUACAAAAUAAGUUAAAUAUUAAUAAUAAUAAUAAAAAUAAUAAUAAUAAUAAUAAUAAUAAUGAUAAUGAAAACGUGAAUGUGUCCAGUGUUGAUAACAGUGUACAGGUGAUUAAUGUGAAUGCCACGCCCACAGCAACACGCACUUUCACCUCGACCGAAUGCCAAACGGAUGAUCUAAGCAGCAACAGCAACAGCAGCAGAAGCAACAACAGCAACAUCAACAACAACAACAACAACAAUUUGGAGCAACAACAACAACAGUUGCAGUUGCAAUCACAGCAGCAGCAGCAGCAGCAACAGUUGCGCACACGCGAGCAACGUCGGCGCGAGCGCCGCGAACGUCGCCAGCAGCAGCAGCAGCAAUUGCAAUUACAGCAGCAACAGUUGCCGCCUACGCACGUGCGUCGACCGCCACACUUGCAACAUCCGCAUCCGCAUCCACAUCCUCAUCAGCAUCCACAUCCGCAUCCACAUCCGCAUCCCGCUGCUUUGGGCUUGGCUCGUGCUUUGUUGCCGGACAUUUUGCAUAGCCACGCCCACUAUCCGCCGCCCUACAGCACGCUGCCAGGUGGCGCAGUGCCGCCGCCGCCUCUGUCUGCCGCCGGCCCACAAUCAAGCGCAGCAGCAGCUGUGCUGCCACUGCCACUGCCCCCGCCUCCGCCUCCUCCACCUGUGCCGCUGCUAACGCCAGUGAUAUCGACGGUGCCACUGCCAGGAGCAGCGCCUCUAAUGAGCGACGGACGAUUCACCUUGCCGCUGCCCAUCAUGCGCAGAUCUCCCUCGGAGCGCUCGGGCAAAGGCUGCUGCGGUCAAUGGUUUGCCGGACCGCCGCUGCGUGCGCUCAUUGCUGUUGUAGCCUUAGGGGGCGUGGCUUGCGCCCUUGGCGGCGCUGCCCUGGGCGCCACAGGUCUGGCCGGGCCGCCCAACUCGCAUCUGACUGCCGCGCUGCUUAUGAUUGGAGUGGGCGUGGUACUGGUCACUGUGAGUGGCGCCGCCUGGCGAAUGACGGCGCCCGGUGGUCAGAGCUGCCUCGGCCUCGGUCUGGGCACCAGCGUCGACCUGGCCCGCUGCGGAAGGAGGCCCUGCACCCGAGGAGGCGGCGCACCCCAUGGCCUGCUCUAUCCGGAGUUUCAGCAUAGACCACCGCCGCCCUCCUACCAGGCCAGCAUGCAGGAAUAUCGACUCAGACUUUUGCUCUUGGAUCGCGAUCGACAGAAUGGAGUGGUGCGUGGCAAUUCGCCGCCACCCACAUAUCGAUCUCAUGCGGGCAGCUUGUUGAGAGCACCUUUGAGCACCUUGCGUGCUGGCAUGGGCGGCGGUGGCGGCGGCACCAUCAGCAGCAGCAUGGGUGGCUCCGAGUACAGCUUGCCGCCCAGCUAUCGCUCGCGCAAUGCCACGCCCGCUGCCCUCGAGCGUACCAUUGAGACGGCGCCCUCCGGCCGCCUGCUUGCCAACGAGGAUCUGCCGGAGCUGUCCGCCGAGCAAUUGCCAGACUACAGCGCGCUGCAGUCGAACACAUUGCUCACCUCGGCCAUUGUGGAGAUCGAGGCCAGAAGCCAGGAGCAGCAGGCGACGCCAACGGCGACGACAACGAAGACGACGACGGCAACCAACAAGGGCAAAGGAGAUCUAGUGACAAUUGUGACCAUCUCCCAGGCGGAUGUGCAUACGGCCAACAGAGCCCAGCCACAGGUAGCUGACCAGGUGAACACGCUCGAUCAGAUCGACAUAUUGGCGCACCUGUAGCCCAGCUCAGCUAACACUUAAGCAUAUUUUUUGUUUGUUAAACUACUGAAACACUCGUUAACCCAAAGGUAUUUAUUUCUACGAUACGAAACAGAAAAGAAAAGAAAACUCUGCUCCUAAAUGAUAAACGAAAUAACUUUGAUAUCUAGAUAUAAAUA